GACAAAAUGACGUAUACGGCAAGGUCAUGUGACGCGGACAUCCAAGAUGGCGGUUGGGCAACAGUGGGUGUUAGUUGAGAUGGUGCAAGCUUUUUACGAGGCACCAGCGUAUCAUUUGAUUUUAGAAGGAAUCUUGAUAUUAUGGAUCAUCAGACUGUUGUUCUCAAAAACGUAUAAGCUGCAGGAGAGGUCUGAUCUGACCGAUAAGGAGAAAGAGGAGUUAAUUGAAGAAUGGCAACCAGAGCCUCUGGUUCCUCCUGCAUCGAAAGAUCAGCCGUAUCUGAAUUAUGACGUCGUGACGGGCUCUCCAAGCCACAAAAUGAUCGUUAAUGGCAAAGAGUGCAUUAACUUCGCCUCGUUUAACUUCUUGGGCCUGCUGGAUAACGCACGUGUCAAGAAAAAGGCGCUCGCAUCUCUUAGGAAGUAUGGCGUGGGCACAUGUGGCCCCAGAGGCUUCUAUGGAACGUUUGAUGUUCACCUGGAGUUAGAGGAGCGCUUGGCUAAGUUUAUGAGAACAGAGGAGGCCAUCAUCUACUCUUACGGCUUUGCAACCAUAGCUAGCGCUAUUCCUGCCUACUCCAAGCGAGGCGACAUCGUAUUUGUCGACGAGGCAGCGUGUUUUGCAAUCCAGAAAGGUUUACAGGCUUCCCGGAGCUUCAUUAAGUACUUUAAGCAUAACGACAUGGAGGACCUGGAGCGGCUGCUCAAGGAGCAGGAGCUGGAAGACCAGAAGAAUCCACGCAAAGCCAGAGUCACCAGAAAAUUCAUUGUAGUGGAAGGACUGUAUAUGAACACAGCAGACAUCUGUCCACUUCCACAGCUGGUGAAGCUGAAGUACAAGUAUAAAGUUCGCAUCUUUUUGGAGGAAAGCAUGUCUUUUGGUGUGCUGGGAGAGCAUGGACGCGGUGUCACGGAACACUUCGGAACGAAUAUCGAUGACAUCGACCUCAUAAGCGCCAACAUGGAGAACGCAGUGGCCUCCAUCGGCGGAUUCUGCUGCGGACGAUCGUUUGUAAUUGAUCAUCAGCGUCUGUCUGGACAGGGCUACUGUUUCUCAGCUUCCCUUCCACCCAUGUUGGCUUCUGCUGCUAUUGAGGCUCUCAACAUCAUGGAGGAGAACCCAGAGAUUUUUACCAUCCUGAGAGAAAAGUGUAAAUAUGUCCACAAAGCACUGCAAGGAAUUCCAGGCUUGAAGGUUGUUGGGGAGACGUUUGCUCCAGCAUUCCAUCUCCAGCUGGUGAACAGCAGCGGAUGCAGAGAAAGUGAUGUUAGGAGACUACGCUCCAUCAUUGACUAUUGUUUGGACAGACAGAUCGCUCUCACUCAGGCUCGCUACUUAGAUAAAGAAGAGCGUUUCCUUCCACCACCCAGCAUCAGAGUGGUGGUGACUGUUGAGCAGACUGAGGAGGAAAUCGAGAAGGCAGCAUCCUGUAUUCGAGAGGCAGCUCUUGCUACACUUUAAUAAAUGCGAACGCUUCCAGCAUGAUGUCAAACACUGAAAUAAACAAUAACACAUCUGUCCA
Messenger RNA from Silurus meridionalis, 1523 nucleotides. RefSeq names its product serine palmitoyltransferase, long chain base subunit 1 (gene sptlc1). The transcript has 15 exons. NCBI's taxonomy places the organism in Eukaryota, Metazoa, Chordata, Actinopteri, Siluriformes, Siluridae. The record is from RefSeq and is a predicted model, not a curated record. Gene Ontology annotation, cellular component: endoplasmic reticulum. Bases 47 to 1462 code for a protein of 471 amino acids. Gene Ontology annotation, biological process: sphingosine biosynthetic process; ceramide biosynthetic process. Gene Ontology annotation, molecular function: serine C-palmitoyltransferase activity; pyridoxal phosphate binding.